GUCACGGAGAUUACACGGGAACCUCGCCCAAGGAUCUCUGUAUGCUACACAAAGGACCAUAAAACACAUUUAAUGGAGCCUGCCUUCAUUUGCAAUUACCUCGUGCAGGAACUGCAAGUUUGCUAUUAAAAUUCGGGUGUUGUCCUUUUGUAAUCGGUUGUCAAUCGAAUCGAAUUGUUUCCGGUGAGUUCGGAUAGAUCGUUUUAGUGUGGUGAAGAAACGACAAAAGUGUUUUUUCUGCCUUUUUUGAAUCAAUUCAGUUAUUCGGCAUUCAGCAGUCGCAUACCAUUAGUGAAAAUGCCUGAAGAUUAACGCGAUACUGGAAAGAAAAUUGGCACGAAUCGCUCAUCAGAACAUUUGGAUUAAUUCGAUAGUGGCUCCAACUUUGAGAAAAGCCAUCCCGCGAGUGUGAAGUGUGUGCAUAUUUCCUUUCAGGUAAACAGAGUCUUGCAAAGAAAAGAGGAUUUUACCAUACAGAACAUUUGUCAUAAUGAUCAGCAUUUGGUAUAACAACAAUGAUCUAAGCCGUGAUUGGAUACGUAUAGCUGGACGAUAGUACCCAUUAUACCCUAGUAAAGGGUUUCGUCCAAAAAUUAGACAUCCAACCGAACCAAGCAGUGCUCAAUUGAAUUCAUCACAACAGCAGCGUCGCCUCAGCCAACAGUUACAGCAACAGCAACAACCAUCACAUUCUCUGCAGCAAUCCGUGCAGCCAACUUCCGCUUCAUCCUCAUCCUCACAUUCCAACAGUAACAACAACGCAUCAACAGCAGCUCGCUUUUCCUCUGACAGCAGUACAAAGGUUAUGGGCAAAAACGAAAUGAAGCGUGGAAUAUCUCAAAGAUCAUCGGAUGCCGGAGUUUCAGAUUCCCCCAAGCAUUACGGUUCAGCCUCCUCCAAUUUGGUUGGAAAAUUCACCCAGAGCGUACGGCGGAUCGUGCAAGAUGUCAAGGAUGAAGGAUCGCCAAGCGGUAUGAGCCGCGAGGAGCUACUGGAGACCAACGAACGAUUGCGAGCUGUGCGCAUACGCCUGGAAGAGUCAUACGAUACAGCGAAGAAGGCUUUAGUUACCCUGAUGAACAAGUACGGUGACUCCAAAAGCCAACGGAACGUUUUCAAUCGAUACCCGAUGCUGAAAUUGAUGAUUAAGGACGUUAUUCGCUUAGAAACCCAAUACUGGACGCUAGUGGAAAUACCCAAACAGGAAAAGCUCGAAACAGUCCCCGCCUUUGUGUUACGAGCGUGCAGCAUCAUGGAAAAGUCGCAAAAGUCAGGAGAAAGUGUCAAAACGUCCGCCAAGCUAGCAGAAGAAGCGGCGGAAAAACGAGAACGGAUGGAGCGUCUGGAAAUGAUGACGACCGCACAGAUCGAGCAGGAGAACACCCAAAUGAUUAAUGAUUUGUACCGCUUACUGAAAAAGUAUACCGGUCUGAGAAACCUCAUCCGGGAGUUGAAGUCAGAGUAUGGCAAUUCUAAAAUUUACCCAAUUUUUCCGCGAUACACAAUGCUGAAGGACAUGAUUAAGGAUAUUAUGCACGAUCCAGACUAUAUGGAAGUUUGCCAUGAGCGUACUUGAAGUCAAGUAAGUCAAAACUGUCCGUCUUACACGCGAUGUUUGAUAAAGCGAUGGUACGCAGUAGGCUGUGAAAUACUACUACUUCUUCGUUUCUCUCCAACACAAACCUAGAUAUGUUUGUCUGCAGUGUUUUGUAUCAUUUAAAUGCAAGUCGAAGAAAAAUUCAGUUUACAGUAAAUCAUCUAAACUGAUAUUUAACACAAUUCAUAACCAUACUAAUUUUACGCAAAAAUGCGAUGACUAAUCACAUUACAUCCCACCCCAUCAAAUACUGUCUUUAUCUAUACAAUGUAACAUUUAACUAUGUAACUAAACAAAAAUGAUACAAAAACUGAAUCAUCGCGAAGACAAAAUUCUGAAACAUCCCACCUUUCGAUGUGACGCAUAUAAGCAUAUAGUGAGGUAAUAUUUACACAUCAAACCGAUUCAAGGAAAAACGUGUUACGUUCUUUCUAAAUCUAUCUAAAUAUUUUGUACAUUACAAACAAAAAACAAACAACACAAAUCAAGAAACACUACAGACUUACACAUAUUUCAACAAAAAAUAAGAAGAUAAUGUCGUCAUAACUAUCUGCAUACGCGAAAAAAAUGACCAAUAUUAGCUACGACUAGACGAGGAAUGCAAAAGAUGGAACAAAGAAAAUUAACAAAUCCAUACGGAUUAAUAUACUAGAGUCGAUGCGUAUAUUUGAAGACCGCUUUUCGUGUAACAGCAUAGAAAAAUGAUCAAUGCAUUACGGAGAUAUUCAACCCAAGAAAUCAGUAGAACUGAUGUUACAGCUUACUGCCAUUUCUCGGAUUUCGAUCCGAAAAAAAGUUUAUCAGAUCGGCAAACAGCUUAUUAUUAUGAUUAUCAAAGUGAUUCAUUUAACGGAUAUCCGAUCUAUACUUUUUUGAGUUCGUAUACGUUUUCUAAAAAUUUAACUUCCAGUUAAACUUACGCGACAUUUGACGAUUUUGUUUUUGAAUGUGAUUCGGUGAUCAAGCUGAAAUGCGAUAGUUUUCCGCUGAAAUAGCAAAUAUAAGUAAGAUAAAACAUGAAAAACACAAAGUAGUUAGUGAUACAUAAUCUAAUUAACACAAAACGCGACAAAUUUACACGAACAGUAAACGUAAGGAACGAUUGUUAACUUGGUUAAUGUUCAGGUCCAAAUCCAUAUUAAAACAGUAAAAAGAUUUCCAGCCUGUUAAUAAUUGCAUUUUUUCAAAACUCCAUUAGUUCAAUAACUACAAGGCCCUUAGUAUUUGCAUUAGAGAGUUUGACCACAAGAUGAGCUAUUCAGUUGCCAAGCUAGAAUAUUCUAUAAUUUGUACGUUAAUUGCUGGAUCGAUAUUAGAAAAAGCGUAAGCCACACAUUACGUCAAGGAAACAUCUGUAAUAAAUAGUAGGUAUUUGAAAUGAAGAUAGAUUGUAACUUAGAAUAGUACGCAACUUAUUAACUGAAGGUACACACAUUCAGAAUGGUGUUUAAUUGGUAUGAAGCCAAACAAAAACGUUAAAUUAGUUAUUGUUACAAGUUGGUUCAAACAUAUGAAGCAUUAGGUUCUCGAUAUGGGAUGAAUAUUUCUCUCUUUAGGUACACAAAUUACUACGAUCCAAUUACCCUUAAAGGCUUCAAUAGCUUUAACAGAAUAAACUUAUUUUCAAUUCCUAAUCAGAACAGACAGAAGCAAUUAUGUUAUUGAACGAGAACAAUAUUAGUGCGUGUUUUAAAUCUUGUUCAAAGAUGUCCUUUCUCUAUUACAGAACCACUAUUUUUGCAUCGAUUCUGUGAAUUGGAUGUCGAUCAUGAGUCCUAAAACAAUGUAUUGAGAAAAUGGAGUACUAUGAAUGACGCAGAUCUUUUAAAUACAUAACGAAGAAAAUUUGUUCUGAAUGCCUAUCCUCGAUCCUUUCAAGCAGCAAUUGGAAAUUUUUCACACAAUUGUGAAAACAGUUUGUUAGGCAGCAAGAUGCAAAAUGAUGAUUUCCACAACACUUGUCGUAUGUUAUAUACCAACGAGUAAUGCCGUACAAAUUGAGACACCUUAAGCAUGGCUUUGCUUUGUAGCCUCGGACGUUACCACGAAGCUAAAGGAGUCCAACUGAAAUCUGUUGCGUAAUGACUUUUACAUUACAUCAUUUUUUUGAAAUUUUGUAGAAAAUCACUUGAGGGUACCAGAAAUCAUGUAGCAAUGCAUUCACCAUUGUUUUACAAUUUCUGAAAAAUGGUUAUGUAAUGAUUCAUUACGCAACUCAAAACAGUUGGGUAAAGAGAAAGCGUUGCGUAAUUAAUCAUUUCACCACGUUAUGACUAUUACCACACUGCAUAAUUCAGUGCAGGAAAGUAACCCGUUUCAUGACAGAUUGGCCUGAUGAAAUCCAGCUUAUUACAAUGAAAAAUUGCAAACAAAUGAAUACCCAUCGCCUCCAUCGAAUCGCUCUGGAUUUCGCAAUGACUUAGUAAAAGACCUUCUUGGACGAUCCAAAUUCAACUCCGAGUGAGUCAAGUGAGGGAUUUUAAGUAAAAAUAGGAGCGAUGCUCCUAGAAUUGAUUCAAGUAUAAAGUCAAUUUUUGUAAUUGCAAAAAAAAAAAGUGUUAUGCGACUCGUUACAAAACUUGAUUUUGCAACUUGUUGCAUAAAUAAAAAUUGCAAACUAUGAUUGUAAACCUAAAUUAUUCGAUUAUAAUCGGCUCCAUACAAAUCUAAAAUAGAGCGCUAAACAAAUCGGAAUAUUUUCAGACCGAUUCGACUAGUUCGAAAAGAUUCUAUUCUUUUUAUAUUGAGUUAGCCUUCCGUUUUCUCUGCGUACAGUUGGUGUAUCGGAAAGGAGGUUAGGUAUGAGUUCAAAUGGUCAGUAUGGCUUUAUGGGUAUUGAACAUAAGAACAUCAGGAGUUAAUAUCUAAGCACAUCAUGGAUCAAAGAUUUCAAACACGCGCUAGUACAAACACAAGCAUUUCUAUUAAUUCUCAAAUCUAGAUGUUAAACUGUUGAAAUUAAUGUUAACAAAUUGUCUUAUUUGGUCAUCUAACAGUAAAAUAUUGCGAAAAAAAUAUCAGAAGAUGUUGAAACAAAUAGAAUUCAUGAGAAAUUUGCGAUGUCUAGUGAUGCCAGCGUAUUAUUCGUCGAGUGUAGCUAACACAAACAUUGAAUAGCAAUGUGUAUUAUUGGUUAUAUAGGACGCGCAAUAUAGCAUUUCGAAAUAAAAUGGGGUAAGAAACGCUAAAGCUAUGUUGCAAACAAAACUAGUUGUACACCCAGAAUUUGGUUUAGAAUUGAUAGAAAGUUAAACAUGCCAGUAAUUCCAAAUCAUACAAAUACACCAUCGGUUAAGAUUUAGUUUUGAAACAUCAUAAUAGAUCGAUAGCGUUGUAUCGAUACUUACUAGUUUGAAGGGCACAAAUUCAAGAACAUGAUUUAAUCGAUAUAUACUAAUUUAGAUUGUAAUCAUGAGGUUUAAAGACAAACACCAAGAGGUGAUUAUUUCUGCAAUAAUUAUGUAGAAUAGUCAGCAUAAGUUAAAAAAGUGUUUUAUUUGAAUAGAUCAUAUAAAUUAGCACUCGAAUCUAAUAGGUUCAAAAAAAAUUCUUCAGUAUGCAUACAUUUGUGCUAUUUCUAGAUAAAUAUUAUGUUUGAGUCGACAACUAAUUGGAACAGGAUGCUGAAAUCAAUAAUCAUUUUCAAAGGAUCUGUACGGAAACCAUAAGCAGCUUUUCUCUUAUGAAUCAGUUGCGAUUUAUGAACAAAGCAUGUUGAUAUGCCAAAAGUUGUUUUCAUGAUGCCAUUAUUUUGUUGUACUUUGAAAAAAUAUAUCUUUAACCGGUUGAAACUUUUGGAUGCUAUCUACUAAUACAUAUCAUAUUAUUUUUUUAUCUAUAUAACUAUUUUGAGCUACUUUAUUUGCACGGCAAAUUUAUAACUAUCAUGAUCAUGAAUUAUAAUGGCAAUAUCUUAAGCAGGUCAUUAAAUAGCAAGCAGCCAAAUCCAUAAUUUGUUGAAGUGACAUGUGUGUGCUGGCCGCAUACGGUUUCAUUGCUGCGCUGGAAGACAGAAGCAACUCAAAGGCAUUCCUAAAUAUAUUUUAAUAUGGCAUUAAGCUUUACAUCUAAAUCGUCACAACAUUUGCAAGCUACAGUGACAGAAAACAACCUUAACUGCAUUCUGCACGAAUUUUCUCGAUGCAUGCAAAAGACAAUAUUAAACUUAGUACCUUGCAAAUGUUGUAAUCACACUUACAAACCUUAAAAUACAGGAAUAUGAUGUCCAACGAUCUUUCGCAUGGCUUGAGUACAUAUUAUAACGCUAAUUUAAAAUUAUCACAGUGUACGCAAGUGCUUACAAUCGUUAGUUACUUCGAUUGCUCACCAGAUUAACAGCUAAUUUAAAAAAGAAGCUUUAUGCUCACUGCAAGUUCAUAGCUCUGUUAUGAAGAUUUAUAUUAAAAUAAAGACAAUCUAUUAUCAGCAAAUUUUUUUAUGGCAUGCAUUGUCGAAAGUGUCAUUGAUUCUGACUGCUUUAGAGACACUCUACUCUAAUCCCACAUGCUAACACGUAAACAAACCACGUCCUUAUUAAACAUCAAAUGCUUAUGUGUCUAGAAUAACCAAACAAGAAAAGAUCCACGAAAUAUCCUUAGACAUUAAACUUAUCAAUUAAUCCCAAAACACAAAAUAAACACAGAAAGCUUUAUCAUAAAAUACUAAAAACGAAACUAAAUUAAUUGAGAAUAUCCCACAACCUCAACACAAAACAAUAAAUGUGUCAUGAUUUUUCGAACCAAAUCGUUUCGAAGUAAUAAUUAACUAGCAACUAGAGCACUCUACUGUCCCUCCGCAUUUGGAAGCCGACGAUAAACAUAUUUUGGUAACCAAUUUGUUAUGGACUGUGACUGCACCUUGAAGGUAACUGUUGAUAUUUAUUUAUAUAAAAAACUAUUAUACUUCACCGGAUCAAACCAUUGGAUUACGACUUUUUCUGGGGAAAUAUGGUUUUUCGAUUUAUUCAAGGAAUUGACAAACCAUUUUUCCUUGAGAAAUACAAACCCCAAUGACCGAAAUGUUGGGUAAAGUAAAAUAGCUUUUUUGUUGUAAAUAAAAACUGAUAUAGCCAACAACAAACAGUUUGGUAACAAAAUUUGCCAGUCUCCAUCAAACAGUCGCCAAUGAAAUAGGUGUUUCGAUCAGUCCGAUUGGCUCAAAGGCAAUAACGCUAUUUUCCAGCAAUAUUAUGAGAGAUUGGCAAAUCUUUGGCUGAAAAUCUCUAUGGCAAAGAAAUAAAUAAGAAGAAUAAAAAUUUUCACCAACUCUUCACUGUCAAUAAAAGCACCCAUCCACCCACUUAUAGCAAACAUUCAAAAACUCCAAACCACACGACACCCAACUGAAUCGUGUAGAAAGUAAACUGUCGAGAAUGCAAACUGCACUGGAGCACAAACAUCACUACGGCAUCAGAAAAGGCAUACAGAUUGAUAAAAGCAGGAUGGAAAAGUUAGUCAAAAAAAAUAAACAACAGAAUCAACACAGAAAUGAAAUAAAAUAAUCAAAUUGGUUGCAUACAUGGGUAUUGGAUAGGUAAACUUCAACAAUAAAAAGCAAAAAAGAAAAAUUGUGAAAAGAAAAAAAAACAAUACGGUAAAGCAUAAUGAAACAUUGUGUAUGUGUAUGCUAAACGUAUUUUUGAUUAUUAUUUAUAUAAAACUGGAAUAUAAGUUAUUUACAAAUUGUGAAAUAUA
Aedes aegypti (yellow fever mosquito) is the source of this 7290-nucleotide messenger RNA. RefSeq lists its product as uncharacterized. NCBI's taxonomy places the organism in Eukaryota, Metazoa, Arthropoda, Insecta, Diptera, Culicidae. The record is from RefSeq and is a predicted model, not a curated record. Bases 806 to 1576 code for a protein of 256 amino acids. The transcript is spliced from 10 exons.